CAUCCACGACGCCUGGUACAACCAGAACUACUCCAACAAGACCAACAUCUACUGAAAGUACUGAUACCACAAUGACGUCAGCCUCUACUCCAGAACCAUCCACAACGCCUGGUACAACCAGAACUACUCCAACAAGACCAACAUCUACUGAAAGUACUGAUACCACAAUGACGUCAGCCUCUACUCCAGAACCAUCCACAACGCCUGGUACAACCAGAACUACUCCAACAAGACCAACAUCUACUGAAAGUACUGAUACCACAAUGUCGUCAGCCUCUACUCCAGAACCAUCCACGACACCUGGUACAACCAGAACUACUCCAACAAGACCAACAUCUACUGAAAGUACUGAUACCACAAUGUCGUCAGCCUCUACUCCGGAACCAUCCACAACGCCUGGUACAACCAGAACUACUCCAACAAGACCAACAUCUACUGAAAGUACUGAUACCACAAUGUCGUCAGCCUCUACUCCAGAACCAUCCACGACACCUGGUACAACCAGAACUACUCCAACAAGACCAACAUCUACUGAAAGUACUGAUACCACAAUGUCGUCAGCCUCUAUAUAA
This is a messenger RNA of Anopheles coluzzii, 572 nucleotides long. Its product is annotated as salivary glue protein Sgs-3-like. The transcript is spliced from 2 exons. Lineage: Eukaryota; Metazoa; Arthropoda; Insecta; Diptera; Culicidae. The record is from RefSeq and is a predicted model, not a curated record. Bases 72 to 572 code for a protein of 166 amino acids.